UGGCAUCUCGGGUUCCCUCUAGCCGCACUCUGGAGGACUACACUCGUUUUCUUUUGGCCGUGAGAAGCCCCGCAGCCUUCGCUGAGCUGGGAGAAAGAUGGCGGCAGCCGUGCGACAGGAUUUGGCCCAGCUCAUGAAUUCGAGCGGCUCUCAUAAAGAUCUGGCGGGCAAGUAUCGUCAGAUCCUGGAAAAAGCCAUUCAGUUAUCUGGGGCAGAACAACUAGAAGCUUUGAAAGCUUUUGUGGAAGCAAUGGUAAAUGAGAAUGUCAGCCUCGUGAUCUCUCGCCAGUUGCUGACUGAUUUCUGCACACAUCUCCCUAGCCUACCUGAUAGCACAGCCAAAGAAAUCUAUCAUUUCACCUUGGAAAAGAUCCAGCCUAGAGUCAUUUCAUUUGAGGAGCAGGUUGCUUCCAUAAGACAGCAUCUUGCAUCCAUAUAUGAAAAAGAAGAAGAUUGGAGAAAUGCAGCCCAAGUGUUGGUGGGAAUUCCUUUGGAAACAGGACAAAAACAGUACAAUGUAGACUAUAAACUGGAGACAUACCUGAAGAUUGCUAGGCUAUAUCUGGAGGAUGAUGAUCCAGUCCAGGCAGAGGCUUACAUAAAUCGGGCAUCAUUGCUUCAGAAUGAAUCAACCAAUGAACAGUUACAGAUACAUUAUAAGGUAUGCUAUGCACGUGUUCUUGAUUAUAGAAGAAAAUUCAUUGAAGCUGCACAAAGGUACAAUGAGCUCUCUUACAAGACAAUAGUGCACGAAAGUGAAAGACUAGAGGCCUUAAAACAUGCUCUGCACUGUACCAUCUUAGCAUCAGCAGGACAGCAGCGUUCUCGGAUGCUUGCUACUCUUUUUAAGGAUGAAAGGUGCCAGCAACUUGCUGCUUAUGGAAUCCUUGAGAAAAUGUACCUAGAUAGGAUCAUCAGAGGAAAUCAACUUCAAGAAUUUGCUGCCAUGCUGAUGCCUCACCAGAAAGCAACUACAGCUGAUGGUUCUAGCAUCUUGGACAGAGCUGUUAUUGAACACAAUUUAUUGUCUGCAAGCAAAUUAUAUAAUAAUAUUACCUUUGAGGAACUUGGAGCCCUUUUAGAGAUUCCUGCAGCUAAGGCAGAAAAGAUAGCAUCGCAAAUGAUAACAGAAGGACGUAUGAAUGGAUUUAUUGAUCAGAUUGAUGGAAUAGUUCAUUUUGAAACACGAGAAGCCCUGCCAACAUGGGACAAACAGAUCCAAUCGCUUUGUUUCCAAGUGAAUAACCUUUUGGAGAAAAUCAGUCAGACAGCACCAGAAUGGACAGCACAAGCUAUGGAAGCCCAGAUGGCUCAGUGAAUCCUUGCAGACCUUCUGUGCACAUUACAUCCUUUUCCAUGUUGUACAGAUUAAUUUCACUAUCUCUCAAAAACAUUUGCAUUAUGACCUUACAUAUUUCAAUCCCUUUUAUGCUGGAUUCAAUUUAAAGAAGACAUUAUUAGAGCAGAAAGUACAAGCAUUUAAAAAUAUGUAGUUCCCAUUUAUUCAGGAUCUCUGUAUCAGGCUAACUCAGAUGUUUUGAAAGCUUUUUCUUUAAACAGAGUAAGUGAAGUAUCUGUGGCUAAAAAGUUUGGGAUUUGUGAUAACUUUGUAGUUAUGUAAAACUUAAGUACUUUGUGCCUCUCCACAUGUGGUUAUUCUAAUAAAUGGAGAAGUGAGCCAAA
Physeter macrocephalus (sperm whale) is the source of this 1683-nucleotide messenger RNA. RefSeq names its product COP9 signalosome subunit 4 (gene COPS4). Gene Ontology annotation, cellular component: cytosol; COP9 signalosome. The transcript has 10 exons. The record is from RefSeq and is a predicted model, not a curated record. Bases 98 to 1318 code for a protein of 406 amino acids. Lineage: Eukaryota; Metazoa; Chordata; Mammalia; Artiodactyla; Physeteridae.